Darwinula stevensoni is the source of this 881-nucleotide messenger RNA. The record is from the annotation of a GenBank genome assembly. Lineage: Eukaryota; Metazoa; Arthropoda; Ostracoda; Podocopida; Darwinulidae.
UCAGAUCAUCUCUCCAUGCUGAUCCCCUCUUGCAAGAAGGCAGACAAGAACACUUCACAACGAAAGAGCAAGAAGAAUGGAGGUUUACGGCUAAUACCAACAAAAUACAUAUUCAGGACACCGUCCUCAUUUCUAUGGAUGCCAGGACACUGUAUCCUUUAUAUAAUCGACUUGAACAACUGACAAUCAUUAACACCCACUUGAAGGAGUUCCCAUUUCACGUACUUCCCGUGAUGAUGAAGCUGAAAGAACUGCGACUGCCAUCAAAUGCCUUGAAGUUGGUGCCAGCACUCAGGAGCACGAGCCUUAAAACGUUAAUUCUUUCGAACAAUGAAAUAGGCACACUGCAACCCGGCUGGUCCCUGCCCAACUUGGAAUUCCUGGACAUUCGAGGCAACCCCAUAUUGACGUUCCCUUCCCAAGUGGUCGAUGGCAUGAUGAACCUAAUGGUACUUGCUGCGACGAAUUGCAAUCUGGGGCCGGUUUUGUCUAGCGGAUCCUUGGUGUUUCACAGCCGGUCCUUGCGAAUGGUUUUCCUUCAAGACAAUAACAUCGUGAAAGUGGAACCAGGAGCCAUUUCAGGUCUCAGAGGUGAUACGAAGAUAUAUCUUCUGCAGAACAACAUCACAACAUUGAUGGAAGACUCUUUCCGACCUAUGGUGGAGGUCGCCUCAAUGGGCCAUGGCGAAAUCUUCGUAAAUGAUAACCCUCUGAAAUGUGAGGUGAGCAUGGCUUGGCUAGUGCUUAGUCCCGAUGUCGAGCAGGUCCUGCAGAAAGUGAUAUUCUUUGAAUGCUUGGAUGGGACUUCUUUGCUGGAUCUCCUUCUCAUCCGAUUCCUUCAUCUUCUCCUUCCGUUCCAAUGGGUCUACACUAUGGUUUGA